This is a messenger RNA of Formica exsecta, 781 nucleotides long. It is a transcript of the gene ND-ACP, whose product is annotated as acyl carrier protein, mitochondrial. Gene Ontology annotation, cellular component: mitochondrion. The record is from RefSeq and is a predicted model, not a curated record. The coding region runs from base 39 to 620 and encodes 193 amino acids. Gene Ontology annotation, molecular function: acyl carrier activity; acyl binding. The transcript has 4 exons. NCBI's taxonomy places the organism in Eukaryota, Metazoa, Arthropoda, Insecta, Hymenoptera, Formicidae. Gene Ontology annotation, biological process: fatty acid biosynthetic process.
GUCGUCGUUAUUUCUCGUUCGUUCGUCGUUAAGUGAAAAUGGCAUCUCUGUCGUGUGCUCGUUUAUUAACGAGGAAAGCCGGCUGCCUCAGGAACUCGAUCAGCGGUCGGUUGCGUUGCGCGAGCAGCACGUUUAUUCAGAUACGACACGAGCAGAGGCUGUUGCACUGCACCGCGCGAACCGCACUCGUACCGCAGGUGAAGUACAAUCGUGGAUAUUGUCAAGAUGUUAAAGCGAAACCAAAAUCAAUUAAGGAUAUUGAAGAACGUGUAUUGAAAGCUGUGGCUGCUUAUAAUGAAGGCAUUAUAGAAAAGGGCUUAAGGGACACACGCAUCAAGCAGGUGCGCCACUACAGUCAUAAGGAUCCGCUAACCCUUGACAUUAUCAGUCAGCGGGUGCUCUUGGUUCUGAAACUUUAUGACAAAGUUGAAACCGCGAAGCUGAACUUGGAGUCGCAUUUUAUGGACGAUCUAGGUCUAGAUUCUUUGGACCAUGUGGAAAUUAUAAUGGCGAUGGAAGACGAAUUUGGUUUCGAAAUUCCAGACAUGGAUGCGCAGAGGUUAUUAAAACCCAAGGAUAUAGUGCGUUAUGUCGCAGACAAGGAAGACGUGUACGAAUAACACGUCUUAUAUUAUUCAUAUGUACGUGUUUAGUCAACAUCUGCUGUUGUUUCAACUGGAAAUAACAGAUCAACGUCUUACUUUGCUGCCGCCAUUGUUUUUUCUGUAUAUAGACAAACCAUCAUAAUGUGAAUAAAACUUAAGCGAAUUGUUAGAUGCAA